GCUAAAAUAACGUGAGUGCGUGCGUGUGUGUGUGUGUGUGAUAUCGCGCGCGGGAUUAAAUCACUCUGCUGCUGCAACUCUUGCUUGCAUGCUCUGCAAAAAAUAACAGAAGAGAGACGAAGUGAUGGUCGCGUGAACACUUGUGACAUGUAAUUUAGGGUAACAGAUAACGUAAUUAGAGAUUUGAGAAUGGACAAAUUUUUGACUACAAAACUUUACCAUUGGAUGUGAAGAUCCCUUGAAAAACGGUUGAAACGUCAAAAUACUCAGCUACGUCGAAGUCAAUAUAAACAUUGUGUUGUGUGUUCGCAAUUAUAUAAUAAUUUUGACAGUCGAUCGAAAUCAAUUUUCUAAAAACGAUGACAGAGAGAAGACCGUAGUUGCCAGUGUGCGCUAUCCUUGGACGUUGCGCUGGCUUGCAGGAAAACGAAAAAGCUAUUGUUACACAUUGUCUUAUGGCCCCAGCCCUAGCCCCUUUCUCUCUCUGAGUCUUCUCUCUGACGAUGACGACGUUAUCCUGCAGUUAUCUUCCUGAUUAUUUUUCUAUAACGGACAUUUUGUGUACGGAAGAACGAUUGUCGUGCGAAUUGGAGGUUACGUUGCCACGCUUAGGGUUUUUGGAUCUUUCUUCUGACUCCAAAGAUUUAAAAUCAGGCACAAAGCUGGAGCUUCCUCUGUGGCUGGCGCAAGCAUUGAAUUUUGGAAGACACACCUCUAUCAGUAUAGACAUUCCCAAAACAUACAAGGAGAGAUAUAGAGAAAUUUUAUUAGCAGACGCUUGCGCAGUUGAAUUGAGCAAGUGGAAUCUUUAUUAUUACGAAUUAGGAAUGUACUUGAGAAAGUUCAAUAAUCGUGAUAGUGAAAUGAUAAUUGACAGUUUGUUAUUGACCUUCAGAUCGCGAUUUAGACUUAUAAUGGACUGGACACAAAAUUCCAAUCCUAUGCUCAACAGUUUACUGCCUAGAUUGGAAAGAGAUCUAUUCCUUCCAGGUAGAAAAGCAGAAGAACAGUUGAGUGAAUGGUUGAAAAAAGGUUCUAGCGUUAUCGAAACCUCGCAGAGUGCUGCAAAUCUUAAGAAACGUAAGCGAACCGAUUGUGAUCUUGAUUGAAAAAAAAAAAAAAGGUUGUAAAGUAGAAUAUGUGAUAUUCAAUAUUUGUGUGAGUUUUAUAUGUACAAAGUUAAUAUUUUUUAUACAAAUAACUGAGAUAUAAACGGGACCACGUAUAUAUACGACUGAAAUUACUAUUCAAUUAAUUUAUGUAAUAAUAAAUGUUUGCAGGAAAUAUAUCUUUUCGUACAUUGAAAUA
Messenger RNA from Pseudomyrmex gracilis, 1308 nucleotides. It is a transcript of the gene Psf3, whose product is annotated as DNA replication complex GINS protein PSF3. The record is from RefSeq and is a predicted model, not a curated record. Lineage: Eukaryota; Metazoa; Arthropoda; Insecta; Hymenoptera; Formicidae. Gene Ontology annotation, cellular component: GINS complex. Gene Ontology annotation, biological process: mitotic DNA replication initiation. The transcript has 4 exons. Bases 504 to 1109 code for a protein of 201 amino acids.